Molecule: messenger RNA, 810 nt
Organism: Helicoverpa zea (corn earworm)
Lineage: Eukaryota; Metazoa; Arthropoda; Insecta; Lepidoptera; Noctuidae
Product: NADH dehydrogenase [ubiquinone] iron-sulfur protein 3, mitochondrial-like
Exons: 1
Coding region: 1-810 (269 amino acids)
Molecular function (GO): NADH dehydrogenase (ubiquinone) activity
Source: RefSeq, a predicted model, not a curated record
AUGAAUUGCUUAUUGUCGAAGCUAGUAAAAAGGACUUUGGUAACUUCGUUACCACGUAAAUUCCUUAUUGGCAUUCCUGCUGCAGAAAAAGACAUGCAAGUUAAUAACCCAUUGCUCAUUGAACCGUUAGAAUAUGAAAGCCACACAUUGAGGAGACAUGACAAUGCCAAACGUCAAAGGCUGUACGAAUAUGGUAUAUACGUAGCAGCGUGCCUGCCUAAGUGGGUGCAGAAGGUUCAGCUGCAGCAAACAGAUGAGCUGGAGGUACUGAUAGCCCCUGAAGGUCUGUUCCAGGUCCUCAGUUUUAUGCGCCUCCACCAGAACGCUUGCUUUGCUCAAUGCUCUUCGGCAACUGCCAUAGAUGUACCCAGCAGACCAUUCAGAUUCGAAGUAGAAUACGACCUUCUUAGCUUUAGAUUUGGAGAACGAAUUCGUGUUAAGACCUACACAGACGAGUUGACACCUCUUCGUUCUGGCUCUGGGGUCUGGAAGUCCUGUCAGUGGUACGAACGAGAAAUAUACGACAUGUUUGGAGUUAUUUUCAGUCAUCAUCCGGAUUUGAGGAGGAUUCUCACAGACUAUGGAUUUGCUGGACAUCCAUUACGAAAGGACUUUCCUUUGAUCGGGUAUAUUGAAGUUCGUUAUGAUGAUGAACUGAAAAAAAUAGUUUAUGAACCAAUGGAAUAUCCUCAAGAAGCGCGGUCGUAUGAGUUGCAGACACCGUGGCAUUAUUUGAACAAAUUUCAUCCGGGAUAUGAUGAGCCUAAGCCUCCGCCUAAACCCCCUGCACCCGCUGCUGGCUCUUGUUAG